Molecule: messenger RNA, 3067 nt
Organism: Hypoxylon trugodes
Lineage: Eukaryota; Fungi; Ascomycota; Sordariomycetes; Xylariales; Hypoxylaceae
Product: major facilitator superfamily domain-containing protein
Exons: 1
Coding region: 651-2678 (675 amino acids)
Cellular component (GO): membrane
Molecular function (GO): sucrose:proton symporter activity
Source: RefSeq, a predicted model, not a curated record
CUUACAUAAUAAUAGUAAAGGAAGCGUUGAAUGUUAGAAUCCAAACCAAGUACAGUCUAGCCUCGGCAAGUGGUACCUUCUGAAGCCCGGAGAUCGGAAAGAACCCCAUGGCCCUAGUCCUAUUGCGUCGUAAGGUACCUGAUAUCAUCGCGAUCGAAUCACAAUGAUUAUGGUUUCCGAGUGGCUUGUUUUAGUUGUUUUAGACUUUGGUCAUGCGUGACUAGGUUACUUGUCUGGUGCUCCCCCCCAAUACAUGUAUCUCCAGUAUGCACUCGGUAACAUAUUACUUACCACUUCGGUAAUGUCCAGCUCAUACAGCUCAUAGCUUUUGACUACCUCCUCCUGACCAAUUGCGACGCGCCACCAUUCCUACCAAACCCUCAGUCUCGUGCUGCCAUCUCCAGCCUAGACCGUGUGACAGCCUACUCCCUUACAUCUACUGGUCUAGACGGCUAAAUUCAACACACCCUGGUCUGCUGGUCCCAUUCUACACAAUCCAUUCCUCUUGCGACAUCCACAUAUAAAACAACCGAGUUAAUAAGAAUUCCUUCUGUAACUUCGGUAUCCUUCGUUUACUCCGACCAACUUCCUACCACCCGCCCAAGAACAUAGAAACGAGCUUCGGUAACGAAAACGAUACCGCCCGAUCGAUGACCUCGUCAUUGCCGAGCUCCUCGUCCUCGGACCACGAAUCUUCGUCGAAUCGACAAUAUGAUCCGCCUCUGAAGCUAAAGAACAAUCCUGACCCUGCGUGGUCAGAGAGUACCAUAAGGAUAAACGCUGGAGAGCCUCAUGAUCCAGAUGGACUCAAUGAGAGCUCUCCACUCCUCUCCCCCACUGGGGUUGAGCGAGAUUCCAUAGACGAGAACCCCGCGAAACAGGCAGAGGAAGAUUAUUUCCAAUCGACCAAAAGCGUCUGGUAUCUUUUCCUCUUGACAAUCAGCCUCGGAGGAUUACAAGUUGCUUGGGCAGUCGAAUUAUCCAAUGGCACACCAUAUCUUCUAUCCCUCGGCCUAAGCAAGUCUCUUAUGGCUCUUGUAUGGGUCGCUGGGCCGCUCACGGGCACUUUGGUUCAGCCGUAUGUUGGUAUGCUCAGUGAUAACUGUAGGAUAUCUUGGGGCAAACGCAAGCCAUUCAUGCUAGGCGGCGCCGCCGCUACAGCACUGUCCUACAUGUUCCUCGCGUGGAUUCGAGAAAUCGUGGGAGGAAUACUAGGCUUAUUCGGAGCUGACCCAGCUUCCCAUGGUGUGAAAGUCACCAUAAUCGUCAUUGCGGUCAUUUGGAUUUAUGUUCUAGAUGUCGCUGUCAAUACAGUACAAGCUUCCAUUCGAGCUUUUAUCGUCGAUUGCGCUCCUUCCCAUCAACAAGAAGCUGCGAAUUCUAUGGCCAGCAGGCUUGUGGGAAUCGGCAACAUCAUUGGAUAUAUCGCCGGCGGUAUUGACCUUCCAAGAUACACCUGGUGGUUUGGGAGCAGUCAAUUCAAGGAUCUCUGCGCGAUCGCAAGCAUUUUCCUUUGCUCGACAGUAAUAUUGAGUACCAUAAUCAUUCGUGAGCGAAAUCCACAGCUUGAUGGACGACCUGCUACCGAUCGACCUGGUCUCAUAACUUUCUUCGUAAAGAUAUUUGCAUCGAUAAGGAGGCUUCCACCGCAGGUUGCUAAGGUCUGCAUUGUUCAAUUUGCUGCAUGGAUCGGGUUCUUCCCCAUGUUAUUUUACACAUCAUCCUAUAUCGGAGAAAUCUAUGUCGAGCCCUUCCUAGAAGAGAAUCCCCACAUGACUGCAGAAGAAUUAGACGACCUUUACGAGAAAGCGACUCGAGUGGGCACAUUUGCUCUACUGAUAUUCGCCAUCACAAGCCUCGCGACGAACGUACUACUCCCCUUCUUCAUCGAUCCAACUUACGACAAUUCCGUUAUCAGCAAUACGGCCGGACACAUUCCCGGUGCCCAUCAAAACUCCGUUACUAAUGGUAAGAGCAUCCUAGCCCGUCUAGUUAUACCUGGCUUUACCUUGCGAAGGGCAUGGUUGUUGUCCGAAUUCCUGUUUGCCGGUGCGAUGUUCUGCACGGUUCUUGUCCGAAGCGUUGAAGCUGCCACGGCACUCAUUGGCAUAAUUGGCAUUACAUGGGCUUUGGCGCUAUGGGCGCCAUGGGCCAUUAUCAGCGCAGAGAUAAGUCGCCGUAAUAUUAUGUAUCAGGCUCGGAAGCAACAGAUGAGGUCUCUCGUACAAGGCGACCAGUUUGACGCUGCUAACUCUUCCGAUGGGGAUCUUGAGCGAGACCCCAGUUCCAAAAUCGAUGAGGACGAACCAGAUCAAGCCGGGGUGAUUCUCGGCAUUCAUAACAUGGCAAUCGCUUCACCACAGUUCAUCGCUACUCUCGGUUCAAGUAUAAUCUUCCGCAUGUUCCAGAAACCAAGAGGCGUUCCCGGCGACCAUAGUAUCGCCAUCGUCCUAGCUUGUGGAGGCUUCUUCGCACUCGUCGCUGCCUAUUUCAUUCACAAGAUUAAUGAUGAGGUACCCUUACCAACAGCUGCUUUAUACGCCGCAGAAGAGGGUGAUCCAAUCACAUCUCGACCGAGUACGUCACACAGUAAGACGAGUGUCGACCAACCUCGAGCUAGCCUAGAUCGAGCAACUGAAGCUAGAAAUAGCAGUUUCGGUGCUGGAUUGGAAUAUUGAUAAUGCUUCCGGUGGGCCACCACAUCGGUCGUCGCGUGACACACAUCGACAAGAUUGUCUGUAUUAAACAUGUCCGUAUCACCCAACCCAUUUAGCGCCAUAAUAUGUAUACGUAAGGAUAUACAAGAUUUAGAAGUCUGUCGUCGAGUUUUGUAAUCAGUUAGCAAGUAUGGGAGAUCAUGAUGUAAAUUAUUUAGAGAACUGAUAGCGCAUGCUCAUAUAUGAAGUUAUUUACAGCAUUCUAAUCCUUGAGGUUAUUUUUGACACACCAAUCAAUAUCAUUUCAAUGUUAAGACACGUUCUGAUCCGCAUUGAGUGAUCCCCAUGGGGUAUAGCAGAAAAUAGGGCUCUUGGUCUGGGCCACGAUUUGACAAUAGGCUAAAUUCCAC